AUGCCCUAUGGUGCAGCGGAAAAUGCCACGUCGUCUUCUGAAGGUCAGCGGUUUUUUAAAUCAUCCAAGAUGGCGGAUACGGUAAGGACACUUUCAAAUCGUAAAUUGCUUCUGUUUUUCUGCGAAGAUGUUUGUGUUUUUAGCUUUAUUUUAAUCAAAAUAUAAGUAAUAAUCCUUGCUUUCUUUUUAGGAUCAUUUGGAUGGCACGGAGGACGUAGCAUUAAAUUUUGGAGACGAAGAUGAACUUUUCAGCAGAAAAAAGAAAUUCAGGUUUGCAAAUAAACAGUCUCAGUCAAGAUUAGCGAAGCUUCAUGUGCAUUAAUAUCAACGUGUUUUUAGAUCCAUUUAUUUUAGUUUCUCCUAAUAAGUCUCUUUGGGUUUGCCGUUCGAAACAGAUGUGUAAAUUUCUAAAACUUUUGUCGUGUUUUAUGAAAAUGUCAACAGUUUAGUGUAACUGUGAAAGGUGAAGCUGAAACUUACAUUACGCUUAAGUUUACAUACUAGUUGUGCGUGAAAGUGGACAGAAUAAAUGACAUCAUUUCAUAUGUGAAAUGAAAUGAAAAAGAAAGUGAUAACAGUCGUGCAUGCAAUUCAAGAAAUUUCAAAAGGAAGUAUGGAAAAGAUAUUAGUGAUAACUUUUCUAUUUCUGUUAUCAUUAUAUUUGUUCAUUUAAUUAUAAAUUUAAGCUUAACAGUUCCUUUGUUCAUACAUGUUGCAUAUAAGAAUACAGCCAAAAAGUCUCUUUGUUCUUAGGCUAACAGCAAUCCAUUCAGCCAAAAUUUCUGCAUGGAAUUUUUAAAAUUCCCUUGUACCCGGGCGUGGGUAACCUGCGAACAGCAGACAGAUUUCCGGUCAUCGCUUUUCAGAGGGAGAGAAGCGACAACUGGAAAUGCAUCGCAGGCUAGGGGCUGGGGGGUACUACCAUAUAUUUUGGAUAGGUAUGUGCCACCCAGGGUCUUAAACCCUAAUCCUGUUUAAGGGUGAGACAAAAAGAAUAUUAUACCCUAUUUAAGGCCCAGACCUGAAAGAUGAGACCCAUUUCAAGGGAAUACAAAAAUUCAGAAGGAAGUACACACAUCUUCCUUGAACUGUUUUCCUAAUACUGGAAGGUAAAGUUAAGUUUUAACAGAUGAUUUUGUUUCUUGUUUAGGUGGGGAUUUGCACACUUGAAUUUUAGCUGAUAGGAUAAUGGUACCCUAUCUAAGGAUCACACCAGGGCAAAAAUGAUACCCUACUUAAGGAUUAAGACCCUCAAAAAGCAUACCUUAUAAGGCAGCACAUACCUUUCUAGCUUAUAUUAUGGUAGUACCCCUAGGCUUUGUACAUACAGAACUGUACUUUCCCUUCCACUGAACACAACUAACAUCACUAGUACUAUCCAGGGCUGGCUAUUGCUAAAAACAACAUAUCAGGCAAACUAGAAUUUAUUGGUCUUUUCUUUCUCUGUCAAAUUAGACCACCUUCCACACUGGCCCCAAUAUUUCAGUCAGACCAAACCAAAAUGGAUCGUUCCACUUGAUCUCUGGCCAAAUUUUGUGGAAAUGUUUGGUUGAAUGGAUCAUGCCUCUUGAAUCAGUCUGAUGCUUGAUUAUAUUUCUUAUUCUUUACUCUCAUUUCAGGAAUCCUCUGGUGACAGCUUUUCAUCUCCUUUUCCGUGUUGCAGCCAUUCUUGCGUAUCUUCUGUGCGGACUGCUCAGUGAUAGUUUUAUCACAAACUUUGUGGUCAUUGUUCUGCUGUUGUCGUUUGAUUUUUGGACUGUCAAAAAUGUAACUGGCCGUUUAUUAGUAGGUCUUAGGUGGUGGAACUACAUUGAUGAAGAUGGGAACAGUCACUGGAUGUUCGAGUCUAAAAAGGUGUGAAAUUAAUAUAUUUUUCAGGGCAACACAGGGUAGUGCCACCAAUAUUUCUUGCCAAUUCAUAGUCCAAUGCACAGAGGCAUUCUCUAAAAAGGGUCUGAUCUUGUUUAAAGCAUAGUGAUAGUACUGGGAUAGGUUUGAACUGGGAAUGUGCUACCCAGGUCUUGAAAUGUGGACACUGAUUUUGACAAAAAAAUUGAAAACCAAGUGAUUCCCCAUUCUAGAAAUUAAGAGGACAAUUUUCAAUGCCUCAUCCUGGAGUUUUCUCACUCUAUUUAGCAUUUGUGCCCGUGAAAAUGGAAUGCAAGUAAGUACAAUAGAAUCUCGAGCUUCUGCAUCGUCUUGGUAAGGACACUCUCCUGACAUUUUGCCAAAAAACAAGGUGGAGGAACUAGCUCAAGUUUUGUUAACUCAAGCUUACCAGUCGAGAUGCAGCUCUUUAUAGCCAUCACGUAAGGCCAGAAUUGAUAAAGAUUUGUCAACCCUCUUACACAUCCAGCGAGGCGAAGUACUAAGAGAAGCUUCUUUUUGAAAGCUUACUUCCCUUAAUCUGGUUGCAACAGCUGAGAAUUUGCCUCUUUGGUAGCCAAGUUUUCCAUUAGUUUAAAACAAAAGUUUUUAAACUUGUGUUUGCGCUUUCAUCAGUGUUUGUUUUCACUUUAAACAAGACCUCAACUCCUUCCAGGUUUAAGUUGGGAUACCUUCACAGCUGUGAUCUAGCAGUGCCCAGUAGCCCCUGGUGCUAAGAUUUUACUCCUGGGCAACUAAAAAAUCUUAGGCUUUUUUUGUAGAAAUCAUUUGCUGGGCACCCUGGAUUUCAGAGGUUCCGAGCACAGGCCUCCCUUCAGUUUUUCUUAGGGCACAACAGUGACUUGAUUUGAUAUGUUUCCCAACAGAAUGAUAAAAGUGUGACAACUGCUGAAUCUCGUGUUUUCUGGCUGGGUCUGGUCAUUUGUCCUCUCAUUUGGAUGCUCUUUUUAGUGGCUGCAUUGUUUUCACUGAAAUUUAAGUGGUUGGUAAGUUUAUUUUGACCACUUUUAUUAAAAUGUGAUACAUUUAAAUAUGGAAGUGAAUUAAACGGAGCUUACUAAUCAAAAUAAGUACUGUUGAAGCUUUCUUAUGCAAUGCACUUGUGCCAGAAUGCUUAUGGACAAAAUCCUGCUUUGACUCACUGCUUGUAAAACACUCUGUUGCAAUAAGCAGCAUUUUCAGUCAUGGACACUUUUUUUGUUAUUCCUAAGGGUGUCUGCUUAGGGGCUGACCAUUUGACUAUUGAGCGGGUAUGGGUGAUUUCAGGAAAAAACAUCCUGCAGACUGAUUUCGAGGGAAAAAAAUUCUUGCAAGGAAGUACCUGGUGAAAAAAUAUCUUUCAAGGUGUACAAAACUGAAAAAGUAAAUCUUGCACUGUUAUAUGCCAGGAAAAAAUUCUAUCACCAGGGGAAAAAAUUCUUACCAAAACCAAAUCACCCAUACCCCCCCCUCAAAAGUCAAAUGGUGGGUACCUUAAGGGAGCUUUGGCCAUAACGCACCUUAGAAUCUUUCAUGUAUUUCAACUUUUUAGUUUUAGAAGCUUUUUUCACAGGGUUUCACUGUUUCCUACAGUAGGUAACAGUUCUCCUAAUUACCCUCAAAAUAUUGUCUGACAACAGCUUUGUAUCAUUAGCAGAAAGUUGUCUGUAGGCUUGUACAGUUUGGGGCACAGAUUUUACAUGUUUACAUGAGGUUUGCUUGGAAUCUGUGGGCCAGUUGGGGUUGCUUAACCCAGAGUAUGGGAGUUCUAGCCAAAGCCUAGCACACAUUUUUUGCUAAUCCUCAGCACAUUCACCGUUAUCCUUGUUUGUCUGCUGAAGCCAAAGUUUAAGAGAAUUUUAUAGAGGACAAAAUGUAAUAUGUUGAUUACAUACAAGGUUUCUGGUCAUUCCAACUCCACAUAGACUGCCUUGUGAAUAUUUUUCACUCUCACACUUAAGCAAGCAUCAAGAAAUAAUUUUCACAUGCCUUGCCAAUUGUGCUCAGUGAAUAUAAUAAUAUUGAUAAAUUUACUUGGCUCAAGUUCUAAUUCAUUGUUAACAAGGAAGCAUGACAAACAUUGUACUCUAAAUGUUGUGAAUAAAUCUCAUUGUUUAGCUUUAUAGUGCAUGUUAGUCCAUUGGGGAUAGAACACAAUUUUGUGCUUACCCACUGUGAACUUUAGCAUGCCCUGGGAGUCAAGCUUUUCUGAGGCCUUGUUAAAGAUAAGAAAAUAAACAGUGAAGCUUUUCUAAGGCUUUGUAAGAGAUAAGACUUGAAAAUUAAAUUACAAAAGGAGCUCUUCUCAGAAUCACUUACAGUACAAACCAGGACACUUGUAAGAAGAUUGUUCAAUCACAACGUUUUCUGAAAAAAGAUUCUCAAGUAUUUUUGGCAAACCGACCAACAAAAUUCACUGAUUGGAGGGCUGUUUGCUGAGAGGUCUGGUAAGUUCAACCAGUUUAAAAGUUUCUAACGGUUACAUAGUUGAAUCUUGAAUUUUAUUUGUCAGUUUGCAAAAACACUGGAGAAUCUUUUGUAUUCAGAAAAUGUUGUAAUUGGACAAUCUUCUUCCAAGCUUCCUUGUUUGAGUGUGUUAUCAAAAGGUAACACUCUGAACUGAUUUUUUUUCUCAGUUAGUGGUUGCUGUUGGUCUCACCCUUAAUAUUGCAAACCUCAUUGGUUACAUCCGCUGCAAGAAAGAUGCAGGGAAAAAGAUUACCACUUUUGCUGGUACUUUCUUGGGAAGACAACUCCUCAAUCAGGUAUUUUCAUAGAGAUUUAAAUUUGAUCAAGGCAUCUUCAGUAGUUUAAAUUUCUGAUUAGGUAUGGUCUGUAAUUUCGCAUAAUCAUACAUAGUAAUCCCUUUCAAUUAUUGAAAGAGUAUGACAGACUAUUAACAAUAAUUAUUGUUGAAGUUGAAGUUUUUGUGGCUUCUGCAAAUACCAGUCAUAACUGUUCAUUGGUGGGAUAUGUAAAAUGUAUACAGUUUCACAAUAAAGUAAUUAUUGUCAACUGACAAUUUUUACAAGUGAAUAUAUUAUGAGGAACAAAUUAAAUAAUAUGAUGAUGACUUUCAUUGUAUGCAAUCUCUUGCCUAAUCCAUAACAAACAAAAGCAAUAAACCCUAUCAGCACCCUUACUGGUAAAAUGUCUGUAUCUGUGACAUAGUGCCAUUGUUUGAAAGUAAAAUGUUGUAACUCAAGUGAAGCCUUGAACUGCUGUAAGUUUAAAAUUAAAAGUUAAAUUCUGAGCUUUUGUUAAAGAACAGCAUCAACACGUAUUCUGCAUGGAGCUAUACAUAUAAAAAUGUAAAGUAAAAUGUGUACAAAGUUUGAGAAUAGGGUAUAAGAAGUACAAAAUACAAAUGUCACUGUUUAUUUGCUUGUAUUUAGUGUAAAUAACUCUUUAGAAAAUUAUUUGCAAAUCCAUUGAACUGAGCACUAUGGCUAAUUCUUUUCUUUCUCACAUCUAUGUGGCAUGGCUGCUCUAUUAUUUCAUUUAGCAGGCAAAUCCUCCUCGUCGCCGUCAACUUCCUGGACAAUUCUAUGUACAAACAUCUUCUAACUCUCUUCCUCGAGUUUUGUAA
This is a messenger RNA of Porites lobata, 5455 nucleotides long. Lineage: Eukaryota; Metazoa; Cnidaria; Anthozoa; Scleractinia; Poritidae. The record is from the annotation of a GenBank genome assembly.